This is a messenger RNA of Striga hermonthica, 1476 nucleotides long. Lineage: Eukaryota; Viridiplantae; Streptophyta; Magnoliopsida; Lamiales; Orobanchaceae. The record is from the annotation of a GenBank genome assembly.
AUGGAUUUUGGGUUGGCGUGCUAUGAGCAAACCUCUUUUCUGGAUUCAAAUAAGCCCAAGGACGAAAAGGGCCAUGGAUCUGGGCAGCUGAAGCACCAAAGAUCCGAUCUUUCUGAGAAUAACAACAACAACGAUGAUGUCUUGAAGCUGUUCAAGAUUCCCAUGCCUGGGGAAGUUGAUUUUUCUUCGAAGAAGGCGAAAGGGAGUUUAUUUAGUACUCCGGUCGGGAGAUCCGUUCCGUGGUUCCCGGCGGACGACGGAGAUGGACAUAAAAUGCUCUCAUUUUCGUCGGAGGCGCCUCAUUCCGGCGGCGGCGGCGGUUCUAGCCGUAGUAUAGCGUUUUCUAUUUACCAGGAUGACCAUUAUACUAGAGCACGAGAAUUCGGGCUGAUUGGGGGUGGCCGCGGGCCUUUUGCGAGGCUGAAAGGACCCUUUACUCCCUCCCAAUGGAUGGAACUCGAGCAUCAGGCUUUGAUCUACAAGCACAUUGUGGCGAAUGUGCCGAUUCCUUCCAAUUUGCUUGUUCCCCUCAAACGAUCUCUCUAUUCUUACAGUUUGCCCGGUUCUUACUACCCUAAUUUAUUGGGGUGGGGCCCACCAUUCCAUCUAGGUAUCUCCGGAAGCAACGACCCAGAGCCGGGUAGGUGUAGGAGGACAGAUGGCAAAAAAUGGCGGUGCUCGAGAGAUGCCGUCCCUGACCAGAAAUACUGUGAUAGGCACAUCAAUCGAGGCCGCCAUCGUUCAAGAAAGCCUGUGGAAGGCCGCACUGGCCACGCUCUCUCUGGACCAACCACCGCCUCCAAGGUGGUGCCGCCAGCUGGCUGCCAACCCUUGUCGACGGCAGACAAUGCGUCUGCCGGUCUAAGCUUGGUCCAGCAGCCCAACUCUGCUACUGCUUCCACUGACUAUUUCUCUAGCAGGUCACAAGAAUUUCAAGGACUCUCCUUGAUACCUCCCACGACAACAACCCUGAAGCCCGAAGCCACACCAUUCCCCAUUCAAAAGCAACAACAUGUUUCAUUCCAAGAGCCGUCCAACUCGGAAUUUGGGGUCGUCCCGUCAGAUUCCCUCCUCAAUCCUUCCGGAAGAAUCUCCCCCGCCCACCAUUUCAUGGAAGAAGGCUCCUGGCCCGACCAGCUCAAACCCGACUGGACCCAGCUGUCCAUGUCUAUCCCCAUCUCGGAUGUUCAGGUGAAGCCCGGCCCAUCUCUGCAGGAGCUCGAUCCAGUCAUCCACAUGGGCCUAGGAAUUGGCCGCGAUCUUGAUGGACCGGCCAACAAGCCCGUUGCAUGGGUAGGGGGCCCUUUGGGGGAGGCUCUUAGAUCACAGGCGGGGUCGUCCCCUACGGGUGUGUUGCAGUUUGUUUCUCUAUCUAACAGCAGCUCGGGCUCCGGGAGCAGCCCGAGGAGUGGUGGGCCCAGUAAUGAUGCGUUUGGGUCGGCACUCCUCAGCUCGGCUGCUUUUCGCUCCCUGUAG